Messenger RNA from Cryptotermes secundus, 2359 nucleotides. RefSeq lists its product as uncharacterized. The coding region runs from base 3 to 881 and encodes 292 amino acids. The record is from RefSeq and is a predicted model, not a curated record. The transcript has 8 exons. NCBI's taxonomy places the organism in Eukaryota, Metazoa, Arthropoda, Insecta, Blattodea, Kalotermitidae.
UAAUGUCCCAGUGUAACGAGUAUGGAACUCAGGUGAGAAAAGGCCUAGUGAGAUAUCCACAGGCGCCUGAUAUGUCCGAGUCACCGAAGGUGGUACGUCAGUGCUUCAACAGAUACCAGAGUGUUGGGAGUCGUCAUAUUUUGAAUAUUCCGCCUCCCGAUCGUAGUAAACUUCAGCCCAAAGUGGACUGUUGGAGAAGGAAACCGAAAAUUUGUGGCGAAGACAAUGAGGUUCCGGUUCCAGAUGAAAUAUCCCCAACAAUUACUCAGCAGAAUUUCCUUACUGCACUAACACGGCAUCAUGAGAAAGGAUUUCAGUUGAGGGACCACCAUGUGAGAUGUGCGCAGGCGUCUGGUGUCAAUCCCCAGUCAUCAACGACAGUAAAUCGGGGCCCCAGAAGCAGCCAGCGUUCUGAGAUCCGUCCAAUUUUGUGCUUUCCUAUUCCCGAUUACAGCAAAAUUCCCUCCAGAGUGGACUGUUGGAGAAGGAAACCGAAAAAUUGUGGCGAAGACAAUGAGGUUCCGGUUCCAGAUGAUGGAGUAACAACAAGGAAUGAGCAAGACCGCUCUCCUACUCUAAUGUCCCAUUCUAACGAGGAAGAAAUUGUUCCUUCAGUUAUUACUGUAUCGCCACUCCUUACCAUGGGUGUACCACCGAAACCAAUGUCUCGAGACGACGAGGCAAACCAGAAUUCCGACUAUGCUAGCAGUGAGUCGGUGGUUAGCAUGUCGACGGAAGCACAAGAAAUCGGCGGCAAUGACAAGGAGUUAGAGGCCUCAAAAGAACAAGACCAAAGGCAGGAGCAGACAAACAACAAGGAGUGUGAGAAGAGGUUUCGUCACACGAUACGUCUAACUUUCAAGAGAGUUGUACUGGUCUAACUACAAGGACCUACAUCUUUGCUCAUAUUACAUUAUGCCUCUACAUCAAAUUAUUUUGCAAGUCAAGGCAAGGAAAUCCCUGAGGAUGUUUCCAAGAGAUUACUUGUUGCUGAGCAAAUGGAGGAGGAUAUAAGUGCUGCAAUACAUGCUAGUGUGUUCUCAGUAACCUUUGUCAGCGGUCAUUGUUAAAACAGCUGCUUUUGAUAUAAACCUUGCUGCAAGCAGGACAUGCCUGACACCACUGUCACACCUGUCCUUCUGAGAUGCUGGCAAAGACUGAUGGUCUGUAACUCUGCUUGAGACUAUGACGACGAAGGUGGAUCUCUGAAUUCAGCGGAAUGGUAUGCCACAGUUGCCAUUAUGAAUAGCGUUGACAUUGACUGGAUCAGGUCUACAGGCUGAUCACCACCAACAAACAGUAGAUGAAACUAUGAAAAUUACCACAAGAAUCUUUAUUGUUUGGUGGUGUAGGCGAGAAAAUUGUUCGAUUAGUGAAGCAGCCAGUCAGAGGAGCUCAAAGAGGUAGAUGAAGGUACUGCCACAUCAGUAGGUCAGUCAGGAAGUAAUACUCUGAUCAGCCAUAUGACAACAUUAUACUGUCAUACUGACUCUUGAAAAUCAGAAGAAAACAGUCAAUCAUGGCAAGAAUAUCUGUGGGAGCCAUUUGUGAAAGCAUGGUUAUAUAUUAGAUUACUUGGGAAAAGUAGUAUUUGCAACAAGCUUUCUAACUCAGCAGCAUAAAAACUCAUGGUAUUGCAAAUAACAUGCAUAUGUUUCAAAACUGCUUGAUAACUUGAAUUAAGAUGAUCCAGUUUGUGUUGACAGGUUUGGACUAGUAUUGAAAGCAAGUGUUGGUAUUAUGUAGCAGUAGUACUAAGAAUUUGACUGUGUUUUGGAUUCACAUUCCUUUGGCAGAAUGUCUUGUUAUGAAUUAUUAUUAUUGUUGUCGUUAUUAUUAUUAUUAUUAUUAUUAUUAUGCAGUUUGAGGAAAUAAUGUUCAUUACUUCUGUUGACGUCGUUUCUCAUUCUGUCAAAAUGGUAAAAAUAUGAAUAUCUUGAAACUUUAGAAGGUUCGUUUGCUGCACAUCAUUUAUAACAUUUUGUGGAUUGUUCUUUGGUAUGUGUUGUUGAAGCGAGAUAGUUGUGCCAUCUACAUUUUGGAUUUAUAUUACUGAAUAAAAAUAUAUAAAAUAAAUACCAUCUUCAUUCAGUUUUAAACAGGGUUCACCUAUCUUAACAGGCAAGUGUAAUCCAGUGUUUAAAGGUAAAUCACGAACAAGCUAAUAGUAAUAAAUUGUCUUGUGGAACAAAGUGUGCGUGUGUGUUAUAACAGGAGUUCCCACUUCCCUUCCUGAACGAGACCCUGCCAAACGAUCUGAGAGCUGAAUCUUAGCUCUACCGGAGAACUAGCUACCUCGGAAAGACCAAGUCAUAGGUGGGUGAACAAUAUUAAAAUGGAUCUUAGAGGAUGGGAUGGU